Messenger RNA from Manihot esculenta (cassava), 2360 nucleotides. RefSeq names its product ACT domain-containing protein ACR8. The transcript is spliced from 7 exons. The coding region runs from base 417 to 1745 and encodes 442 amino acids. The record is from RefSeq and is a predicted model, not a curated record. Lineage: Eukaryota; Viridiplantae; Streptophyta; Magnoliopsida; Malpighiales; Euphorbiaceae.
GCGAGGAGAGUUAAGAACAAGGCGUGCUUUGCGCUUGAGAGAGUUAAGUGAGAGAAAAUCGUAACUUUCGAGAGAGAGAGCGAGGGAAGAAAACAGAAGAAGAGAAAGAAAGGAAGUUGAGUUUGUUGGGGUUUGUUAAUGGCGAUUUGGACGAAGAGGAAACAGAAGUGAGAGAUUUGCGAAAAUCUGGCAUUUGUCUUUAUUUCAAAAAGGAUAGUUAAUUUUCGUGGUUGUUCUCGGUGAUUGCACUUGCUUGGAUCUUUGAAUAUCUCGUCUGUGAGCUUUGUGGGCUGCGAAAAAACAGAAAAACUCCAGCAGGCUUAAGAAAGGAAGACCUCUAUUUUUAGAGCUCAGUGUAGGUUUCUAUUUUCUGGUGUUGAAAUUGAAGCGAAGAAACUAAGAGAGGCUUUAUAGAAAUGGAGUGGAGUGCUUGUAUGGAUGAGUAUGAAAAGCUUGUUAUAAGGAUGACCACUCCCAGGGUCGUCAUCGACAAUGCCGUUUGCCCCACUGCGACUAUUGUCAAGGUUGACAGUGCCAGGAAACAUGGAAUUUUGCUUGACGCUGUUCAGGUUCUCACGGAUCUAAACCUUUCAAUAAAAAAAGCUUAUAUUUCUUCCGAUGGAAGGUGGUUCAUGGAUGUUUUUCAUGUGACUGAUAUAAACGGAAAUAAAUUGACAGAGGAGAGCGUUAUUAACUACAUUGAGCAGUCACUUGGUACCAUUCACUAUGGCAGAACCCAUGAUCUUAAUGGUUUAACAGCAUUAGAACUAACUGGGACAGAUAGGAUCGGCCUUCUCUCGGAGGUCUUUGCAGUGCUGGCUGACCUGCAAUGUGAUGUUGUGGAGGCUAAAGUUUGGACUCAUAAUGGUCGAAUUGCUUCGUUAAUUAGUGUAAAGGACUGCAAUUCAGGUUCCCCAAUCGAGGACACACAACAAAUACAUAGAAUUGAAGCUCGCCUAAGGAAUGUUCUAAAGGGGGAUAAUGACAUUAGAAGUGCCAAAACAUCAGUUUCAAUGGCAGUCACACACACGGAGAGAAGAUUGCAUCAAAUGAUGUUUGCUGAUAGGGAUUACGAGAGAAAGCCUAUUUUGCGGCGUACUGCUGAUUCCCCAGUGGUUACAGUUCAGAAUUGGGUUGAGAGAGAGUAUUCAGUUAUUAAUGUUCAAUGCAAGGAUCGAAUGAAACUCUUGUUCGAUGUUGUUUGCACCUUGACAGACAUGGAAUAUGUUGUAUUUCAUGCCACAAUCAACACAGCUGGGGACAGAGCAUAUCUGGAAUUCUACAUUAAACACACUGAUGGAACCCCAAUUAGUUCAGAGCCGGAAAGGCAGCGGGUAAUUCAGUGUUUACAAGCUGCAGUUGAGAGAAGAGCGUCUGAGGGUGUAAGGCUAGAAUUAUGCACUCCAGAUAGACAAGGCCUUUUAGCAGAUGUGACAAGAACGUUUAGAGAGAAUGGUCUUAAUGUGACUAGGGCUGAGAUAUCCACCACAAGUGAGAUGGCUGCAAAUGUAUUCUAUGUAACAGACGCAAUUGGUAACCCUGCAGAUCCUAAGUUAAUUGACUCUGUUCGACAAAAAAUUGGAUUGAGUAAUUUGAAAGUUAAGGAAUUGCCCCCACUGGUAUACCACGAAGAGGCAGAAAGGGAAGAGCAGGGGGUUGGAGUUGCUGGGGCAGUGUUGCUAUCACUUGGGGGUCUAGUGAGAAGGAAUCUUUACAAUUUGGGAUUGAUCAGAUCAUAUUCUUAAAGUGAUACAUAAAAGAUAAUUUGGGUUAAGAAAGAGAUUUGUGGGAUAGCAGCUCUUUUGAGGUGGGGCAAUAUUCUUUGCUUCAGGUUUGGGGUUGUGUUGUGUACAUAUGGCAGAAGGUGGAAUUUGGUGAUAGUAGCAUUAAUAGUAGUUGGUUUGGUUGGUUGAACUGAUAGAGACACGGAUUGGGGGGCUGCUUUCGUACAUACAUAUUUAUUUGAAAGAAAGAUAUGCUUGGUUUGAAGGAAAGUUGUGAAAUUUGGAAAGGAAAUACAGAUGGAUAGAAAGUAAAAGACGGUGUUGGUGGAGGAUUGUGGUGAUAAAUAUAGCUUUGUUGAUGGCAGAAAGAGAGAAAAAGAAGGGUAGAUUUGAAAACAAAGCCUUCAUACAGGGGCACACAGUUGUACAUAACGACAUGUUUAAUAUAUAUUAGCUUUAAUAGUUGACUUGAUUAUUCUUUUAAUAUCAUUCUCAUUGAAAUGUUGGAGAGAGGAAGGCGUGCAUGUAGUGUUUCUUUGAUAUGUAAAUGGGGACAUGGGGGUCCCACAUCACUGGAUUUAAAAGAAUCAAUUUGCAAAAACGUGUCUGCUUCUAGAUGCUGUCUUUUAACUUUAA